AUGUGUUUUAAAAGAAAGAUUCAGACAAAGAAUGACUUUAACUUGUCCUAUAUACUACAUAAGCAAAUGAUAAAUACCUGUUAUAUUAUUUUGGCAUUAAAUUUAUUAAUAAUUCUCGUAUCGCCGAAUAAUUAUCCAAAAUGUCGAAAUUAUCAACAGGCAUGUGCAGUUGAAUUAAUGAAAUUUCCAGAAUUAGUUAAUGAUGAAAGGGAGGACAUCAAAGAAGGACAUAAUGAAAGAAAUGAAGAAAGUGUGUCUGAAGGAUCAGGAGAAAACAAUGACGAUGAAAAAUUACAUUUUGUGCCGAUGAGUAUGUCCUUCCCAAUAUAUGAUGAAUUUGUACCAACUACACCAACAUACGAUUACUCCAUGGAGCCUGUAGAAAAGGUUCAACAUCAAAUAUGCUCUUGCUUAGGUGAUUUUUAA
Molecule: messenger RNA, 426 nt
Organism: Meloidogyne enterolobii
Lineage: Eukaryota; Metazoa; Nematoda; Chromadorea; Rhabditida; Meloidogynidae
Source: the annotation of a GenBank genome assembly